Molecule: messenger RNA, 1532 nt
Organism: Lactuca saligna
Lineage: Eukaryota; Viridiplantae; Streptophyta; Magnoliopsida; Asterales; Asteraceae
Source: the annotation of a GenBank genome assembly
UAAUCAAUCAUUCUAUAAAACACACCUUUUCUCCCAACAACAAAUCACAUCACUUUCUUUUUUCCAUCUCCUACCACUUUCACUUUCUUCAGAACUUUCAAGAUCAUCAAGAAAUUAUGUUGUCAGCAAAGGUCACAUGCAACUCUCAUGGACAAGAUUCAUCGUACUUCCUCGGAUGGGAGGAAUACGAAAAGAAUCCCUACGACGAAGUUAAGAAUCCCAAUGGAAUCAUCCAAAUGGGUCUCGCCGAGAAUCAACUCUCCUUUGAUCUUCUUGAAUCAUGGCUCCAGAAAAACCCAGAGAUCGCAGCUUUCAAGAAACAUAAUAACGAUCAAUCUAUCUUUAAAGAACUUGCUCUCUUUCAAGAUUACCAUGGCCUUCCUGCCUUCAAGAAUGCUUUAGUCCGCUUCAUGUCGGAGAUACGAGGAAACACACUAAUCCCGGCGACGCGGAUUCUCAUUCCGACACCUUACUAUCCAGGGUUUGAUAGAGACCUAAAAUGGAGAACUGGAGCUGAAAUUGUUCCAAUCCAUUGUUCAAGCUUGAAUGGUUUCAGAAUUACAAAACCUGCUCUUGAAGAUGCUUACAAACAAGCAGAAAAACAGAACCUCAAAGUCAAGGGUGUUUUGGUGACAAACCCUUCGAACCCAUUAGGCACGUCGCUGAGCUUGCAUGAGCUCGAUCUACUCGUCAACUUUAUCUCCACGAAAAAUAUCCACCUCAUUAGCGACGAAAUUUACUCAGGUACUGUGUUUAGCUAUCCUAGCUUUACUAGUAUCAUGGAGGUUUUAAAAAACAGAAACCUCAUGAACACUGAAAUCGCGAAAAGAGUCCACAUUGUUUACAGUCUCUCUAAAGAUCUUGGACUCCCUGGUUUUCGAAUUGGAGCUAUUUACUCCAAUGAUGAGCGUGUUGUAUCUGCUGCAACGAAAAUGUCGAGCUUCGGUUUGAUCUCUUCUCAGACUCAGUAUUUAUUGUCGGAGAUCCUUUCUGACAAGAAGUUCACAAAAACGUAUCUUUCUGAGAACCGAAGAAGAUUGAAGCAAAGACAUGAAAAGCUUGUAAAGGGGCUUCAGAAAACAGGGAUUCGGUGUCUUCAAAGCAAUGCUGGUUUGUUUUGUUGGGUGGAUAUGAGGCACCUUUUGAGCUCAGAUACUUUCGAAGGUGAAAUGGAGCUUUGGUUGAAGAUUGUUUAUGAAGUUGGGUUGAACAUUUCACCCGGUUCAUCGUGCCAUUGUAGUGAACCGGGUUGGUUUAGGAUUUGCUUUGCAAACAUGUCGGAGGAAACCCUAGCAGUCGCCAUGCAACGUGUGAAGUCGUUUGUAGAGUCCAUAGUUAAGAAAAAUACUCAGAGUCGUCAUCAACAGUUACUGAAGAGAGAUUCAAGAAGAUCGAAGUCGCUACCCAAAUGGGUUUUUGAACUAUCGUUUGAUCACCAACGGGAAGUGGGUGAUGAACGUUAGGCAUGCGAUGGAUUGAUCGACAUAUAUGUUUGAUUUUCUUUUUAGUUAUUUUCUCGAUGUAUUAAUAUG